This is a messenger RNA of Linum trigynum, 3713 nucleotides long. Lineage: Eukaryota; Viridiplantae; Streptophyta; Magnoliopsida; Malpighiales; Linaceae. The record is from the annotation of a GenBank genome assembly.
GAAGAGUAAUUAAUCCCUUCACAAGCUCUAAACAAAUUAGCUCUCCAGCUUAGCUCAACAAGCCAUCGAGUCAAACUAGCUCACGAGCUUAUCAACCUGAGCAUGGUCUAGCUCAAGUUUGGCUCGUUUACGCGAGCCGACUUGUUAAAUAACGAGCCGAGUGUCGAACGAAUUUUUCCGAUUCGAAUGUCAAAAUUGCUCGCGAGUGUGAUUGGGUGAUUGGGUGCAUCACAUUUUUUAGGGUGCAGUCAGCAGGGUGGAGAAAACUUAUGUCAAAUAAAUAAACGGGCUUGCCUGAAUGGACUAAUUUAUGGGCUUAAAGUGCAUUAGCAUAUUGGGCCUGACUUUGGAUCCGAUAUCCAGAAACAUUGUCACCUUUUUUUGCCCGUCAAAGCUCUGUACAAAUUGCUCUUUACAGCCGUGUUUUUGUCAGAGAGCAACCCACGUUGGAGUGCUUUUUGGACACUCCCCCAUUUUCGCCAAUGCCACUCCUUUGCAAAACGCCGUCGUUGGAAGAUGAUCUACGGCCAAAACGAGAGUGCUCCACCAAAAAGUGGAAAAGCAAAGAGGGCUGCGAUAUCAGUGUAUCACACUGCUCUGCGGCAGGAUGACUGCCUUUUCUUCUUCAUCGCACAUCUCUCUCCCGUCUCCCCUAUCGCUUGCUCUAGGGAUUGCAGAGUAGAACCUGCGGACUCAGCCCGAUCCGAGUGAACUCGCUCCGCCAUGGAUUGAUCCUCUCAGCUGUCGAGUUUCCCCCCCAGUUUGCGUUGACUUCUCUUUCUGCAGCGUUUCUUAGCUCGAGCUGGUGAGGUGAGUUGCUUUGCUAACCUGAACUCAUUUCUUCCGAGUUUUCUCUAACUCUAUUUCUCCAGAUCGGGCUGUUAAAUACCUCGGUAAUUUGCGCCAUUUUUGCUGGAAUUUCCCGCUAAUUCGCUACUGUUGGUUGGAGGUGAUUUUUUUUUAGUAAAAUGGUUGGUUUUCGCCUUUUCGGGAGGAUGUCCCUGUAGUGUUGAGUUGCAGCUUCUGUGAGAUUGUCUUUUUUCCGUUUGUUGUUUCCGCUUCAUUUCGGUGAUUCUUAUGAAGUGGCUUAGUAUAACUCUUAGCGGGUAUCUUUCACUUGUUUUGCUUCAUUGCUUGGCAGUGUCCCCGAUCUGUGCGUUAUUCAUGCUUUGUUGUAACCAAUCUAGGGGAUGAGAAUUAGAUAUGAACACUUGCACUGUGAAUUAAUUUGGUGGGUUCACUUACCUUUGGCUUGUUUGUUUUAUCCUCUUCAUGAUCUCUAGGUUCUCAGCUAAUGGAAGAUACUCAACCAGUUGGAACACUCAUGGAUUCUACCUCUUGCAAGAUACAGCAGCUCCAAAAGGCAUUUGCUGAGCUGGAAAGCCAUCGAGCUGUGACUCUCAACAUGAAGUGGAAAGAGCUCGAGGAGCAUUUUCAUGGGCUUGAGAGAUCCUUGAAAAGGCGAUUUCAUGAGUUGGAAGAUCAAGAAAAGGAGUACGAGACCAAGACAAGACAAGCACAGGAAGCUCUGGAGAAGCGGGAAGCUGCUGUUAAAGCCAAGGAACAGGCUUCAUUGGGGAGGCUCCAGGAGAAGAGAGAUGCUGCUAUGUUCGCUAUCACUAGUUCUUUAGAUAAGCACCGGAAAGUAUCUCCUGGGGAACCUGUUAUUGAAGCCAGUGAAGACCUGUGUGAAUCCCCUCUUCAUGACCAGCCAUCUGAUACAAUGCCUUCUGAGAGUAACUUGGGUGAAAUUGUCAACCCGGGUGAGGACGAAGAUUGUGAGGCAGUGUCUUAUCCUCAGCUAUUCAAACUAUGUGAAGAGAUGGAUGCUGAUGGGCUGCAUAAGUUUAUAUCUGACAAUCGUAAGAACCUUGCUAUUCUGAGGGAGGAGAUUCCACUUGCUUUGAAAGCUGCAGUUGACCCUGCUCAGUUGGUUUUGAACUCUUUGGAAAACUUUUAUCCCUUGGAAGACCUUCCUAUUGAUGGGAAAAAAGAUUCAAUAUUACUGGGUGUUCGCCGAACUUGUAUUAUGUUGAUGGAAUGCCUCAGCAUUUUGCUCAUGUAUACUGAUCUAGUUUCUGUAUCCGAGCUAAUCUCGGAUGAGGUCAAAGAUCGAGCAAAGGCGAUUACUGAGAUUUGGAAACCUAAGUUGGAAGCUCUGGAUUUGGAUGCAAGCAAUGGGAACUCCUUGGAGGCACAUGCAUUUCUGCAACUUCUGGCAACCUUUGGCAUUGCUUCUGAUUUUGAUGUGGAAGAGCUCUCUAGGCUUGUUCCAAUGGUCUCUCGUCGUCGGCAAGCAGCUGAGCUCUGUCGAUUUCUUGGACUGUCUGACAAAAUGCCAGGUGUGAUCGAAGUUCUGGUAAACAGUGGGAGACAAAUUGAUUCAGUGAAUUUGGCAUUUGCUUUCGAGUUAACCGAUCAGUUCUUACCUGUUCCUCUACUUAAGUCUUACUUGAAGGACGCAAAAAGGUCUUCUCCACCAGCUAAACCUGGGAAUGCAGCUAGCCCUGUGCAGAAUGAGGUGAACGACCGCGAGCUCGCUGCCCUCAAGGCUGUUAUCAAGUGCAUCGAAGAGCACAAGCUCAAGGAGCAGUAUCCCCUGGAGCCACUUCAGAAGCGCCUCCUUCAGUUGGAGAAGGCAAAAGCAGAGAAGAAACGGGGAACAGAAGUUCCAAAGCCGCAAUCCAAGAGGCCACGUGCUAAUGGUGUUGGUUGUGGUGGUGCUCCCCACGUCACCACUGCCAGUAACGUCGUCCCCGACAGGCAGUUCUAUCCCCCAAGAGUUCCUGAUCGAUAUCCGCAGUACACUUAUGUCUACCAAGCACCUGCCGACAACCACCCUAUGGCACCACAGCUGAUCCCUUCUGCACCUUACAGCUUUAGUCCGUCUCAUGGCAACUACUUCGGAAAUGGGUAUCAGUACCAGACCACAUAUCUUCACUAAUCGGGUAUUAAAAAAAUGAUGCCGAAAAAAAAAAAAGGUGACUCUGAAACCUCUUGUUUAACUGUUAGCCUUAACCCUUAAGCUAUUUGUUGUUUUUUCUUGUUGUUGUAAUAUUGAGCUUAGAAUCUGAAUCAAGAGCCAUCGUGAAAAAAGAAGAAAAAAGAUGGAAGAAGAAGAAGCAAAACUCUACUCAUGUUAAUGUUUUUAAUCUACUGUACCAGUGAUAACUUGAUGAUACUCUAAUAUAUGCACUUUGUUUCCUGUGUAUGUUAGUACCUACCUCUGUUCUGUUGCCUGGUUGGAUAGGUUUGACCUUUUGUUUAUCCUAUUUGUCAACUUGUUGAGGUUUUUGAGUCCGUCUGUUACGGACAGAAUCUGAAAUGUUUGAUGCAGGAAGUCGUAAUGGUUUGUACUACUGAUUGGGGUUGUUGUCUCGAGUUAUUUGAUGACGAAAAAUGUAUUGAGUCAUUCAUUCUUUUUUCAUUCUUUUCAUACAUACGAAAGUCUCAAAUGACUACAUUGUGUCAUUUUCAAAUGCUUUUCAUCAUUUUAGGUCAAUUAUUCUAAUUAUGUCCUUGGUCGUGGUGGAGUGUUCUUCAGUCUGGUGGUUUCAGAUUUGAAUCUCAGGGAUGAGACGAUCCUUCUUUCCCCCUUCUUAUUACUUGUCAUCUCAAGUAUUGAGACUUCUGGUAUCUUGCCUUUCGAUCAAGUUUAAUUUCUUUAUCUUUCGCCGGAUAACGGUGGAACUAAACAAAACUGAUACUAGCGU